AUGGAAAGUGUACAGGCUGCCGCCGCCGACGACGCGCCGUCGGAUGGAGGCGCGACCAAGUUGAUGAAGAAGCCCGGCGGACCGCCUGUCGCCCGGGGGAUUCCAGAGGAUGAUGGCGGUGGACGGUCGGCAGCCUCGAACGGGAACAGCCUCUCUCAUUCCGCCUCCAUGCCGGCGACUGGUGCGUCAAGCCGGGCCGCGGCGUCCAAUGGCCGGGGCUCGUCCAGCAACUCCAGCUCCCUCCUGUUGAGACGGCGCCGCUUGAAGAGGAACCUCUCCGCCGCCGCCGCUGCUGCUGCUGCUGCUGCGGCCGCCUCCUCCUCCUCGGCUGUCAGCGCCAAGAUGAGCUCGGCCCUGUCCUCCGCGUCCCUUCACACCCGCAGCCUGGACAGGAAGACGCUGCUCAAGCACCGGCUCAACCUGCAGCCGCAGCCCGCCGAUCGCGAGUGGGUGAGAGCGGAUCUGCACCGCGGCUGCAUUCACGUACACGACAGGCUGCCGUCCUCGCACCCCAGGCCGGUGCUGUGCACCAUGGACAACACGGCCGGCGAGGUGGCGCUCCGUCUGAGUGAACUCCGCGGCAAGUCGAGCUCCGUCGUGCGCGUUUUUCGCACCGACGGCGGCUCCAAGACCGACCAAAAUGGCAACUGCAGCGUGGAGUGCGGCUUCGACGACGACGACCCCUGUCAGGCGAAGGACGGGUCGUCGCCGGCGAAGCGCGGCCAGCCGCCGCCGCCGGAGUCCACGGAGGCGCGCGGGCAUCCCGGCGACAGGCUGAGGCUGCUGCUCGUGGAAAACGCAGAGGGCAGGAAAAAGCAACAGGAAGUUGACGGGAAACUUUUCACGCCGGAGUCGGAGUCGCGGGACGACGUCACCUGCUCGCUGUCGGACCUCAACUCCAACGCGGAGAUGCCCCACGACGACGACGACGACGACGACUCGGAGCGCAGGAACGGCGCGGACAGCUACGGGCUCAACUCCGGCUCGGACGUGGAGAGCAGCGCGUUCGACGACCUGAGCUCCGUGGCCCGGCUCAGCGAGCACCGGGACUCCCUGAGCGACGACAUGAUCCUGGGCACCGACGCGUCCAUCCUCAGCCCCUCGUUCGACAGCGCCACGGAGGGCCACGACACGUGCGGCAGCUCCUCGGACGAGCUGGAGCUCGACUGCCCGGUGGACCACAGCAACGGCAUCUCGGCCGUCCCCGCGAGCUUCCAGCAGGGCAGCGCGGGGCGUUCGGAUGGCGUGAGAAAAACCACGGGCCCCGACGGCAGGCUCGACCCACUCGGCGUGGGCAGCCUGCCGCCCAGCAGCAGCAGCGACGGCUCCUUGUCGCGGCUGUGCUCCGCAGACGUCACGCCUGGCGCCCCGAAGCAGGAGCCGGCGGCCCCCAGCCCCACGCUGUACGUCCAGCUGCACGGCGAGGCCGUGAGGAGGCUGAGUCCGGACGAGAGGCCUCUGCAGAUCCAGAACCAGUUUCUGUUCAAGCUCGGAUUUAAGGACCCGUGGAGGGUUCAAGAGGAAGGGCUCAACACAGAAAUCGGCUCCCUGUUGCGCUUUUACGCAGGGAAGCCCCAAAGUAUCGAGAACUCCGAGCGGGUGCAGCUCUCGGGGACCUACAACGUCCGGAAAGGGAAGCUCCAGCUGCCGGUCAACCGCUGGACCAGACGGCAGGUCAUCCUGUGCGGCACCUGCCUCAUCGUGUCCUCCGUCAAGGAGAGCCAGAUCGGGAAGAUGCACAUCCUGCCGCUCAUCGGGGGGAAGGUGGAGGAGGUGAAGAAGCACAAUCACUGUUUGGCCUUCAGCUCGGCAGGGCCUCAAAGUCAAACCUACUAUGUCAGCUUUGACAGCUUCACAGAGCACCUGCGCUGGCACAGACAUGCUGCCAAGAUGGUCUCCCAGAGAAUCAACUCGGUUGAUUUGUCCUGCUGCAGCCUGGAACUUCUUCCCCCCAACCUUUUUUAUAGCCACGACCUCACCCACCUCAACCUCAAACACAACUUCCUGCCUGCGGACCAUCGCCUCGAGCAGCUGCAAAGGUUCUCUCGUCUCCGCAGCCUCAACCUCUCCAACAACCACCUCGGUCAGUUCCCGCUGGCCAUUUGUGACAUCCCCACCCUGACAGAGGUCAACCUCAGCUGUAACUACCUGGACUCUGUCCCCAGCUCUGUGGGCGCCAUGAGCAAUUUGCAGACGUUCCUGUUGGACGGAAACAGUUUAAGUGACCUGCCCUCUGAACUGGGGUCCCUGCGGAGGCUGAGCUACUUGGGCCUUUCCUUCAACCAGUUCAGCCACGUGCCGCAGGUGCUCGAGCGGCUGGCCUCCAUGGAGAAGCUGUGCAUGGCUGGGAACAACCAGGAGACGCUCACCCUGCAGGAUUUCAGACUGCUCCGUGUCAAACACAUCGAUUUAAGGUUGAACAAGAUCUCCGUCAUGGUGCCCGAUGAGCCUGACCUGCUGAGGCACGUGACCCAGCUGGACGUGAGGGACAACGGGCUGACGGAGCUGGACGCCUCCAUAUUUCCCAGGCUGGAGGUCCUUCACUGCGAGAGGAACCACAUAACGUGUCUUAAAGUCAAAGGUGCCCUGCUCAAAGGGAUCUACGCCUCCAACAACGAAUUACGACAGCUGGAUGUCAGUCCUGUGCCCUCCAAUCUCAGCUACAUGGAUAUCUCGAGGAACCACAUGGAGUCCCUGCCAGACUGGCUGUGCGAGGCGAAGAAACUGGAAGUCCUGGACGUGAGCCACAACCUCAUCACCGAGCUCCCGGCGAGGUUGUUCUGCAGCAACAGUCUGAGGAAGCUGAGUGCAGGACAUAACCAGUUGCAGAAGCUGCCUGAGAGAGUGGAGCGCCCUCUGCUGGAGGUUUUGGACGUUCAGCAUAAUCAACUGGUGGAGCUUCCCUGCAACCUGUUCCUCAAAUCCAACAGUUUACGAUGCUUAAAUGCAUCCGCCAACAAGCUGGAGCACCUGCCACCGUCCAGCCUGUCGGAGGAGAGCCACAGCAUCCUGCAGGAACUCUACCUGACAAAUAACUGGCUGACGGACAAGUGCGUGCCGAUGCUCACGGGUCACACGCACCUACGCGUUUUGCACAUGGCGUACAACCACCUGCAGACCUUCCCGGCCAGUAAAAUGGCCAAGCUGGAAGAGCUGGAGGAGGUGGACCUGAGUGGAAACAUGCUGAAGACUGUUCCCACCACCAUCAUGAACUGCAGGCGAAUGCACACGCUCAUUGCCCACUCCAACUCCAUCGAGGUCUUUCCCGAGGUCAUGCAGCUGCUGGAGAUGAAGUGUGUGGACCUGAGCUGUAACGAGCUGAGUGAGAUAACCCUGCCUGAGAACCUGCCUCCAAAGCUCCAGGAGCUGGAUCUGACUGGCAACCCUCGUCUCAACCUGGACCACAAGACCCUGGAGCAACUAAAUAACAUUCGCUGUUUCCGUAUCGAUCCACCACCAACCUUCUCCUCGAACGAGGGAUCUGGGGGCCCCGCUGUGUGGAGUCAUGGUUACACGGAGGCCUCGGGCGUAAAGAACAAACUCUGCGUCGCCGCCCUUUCGGUGAACAGCUUCUGCGGGAGUCGGGAGGCUCUGUACGGCGUGUUCGACGGAGACAGGAACGUGGAAGUGCCCUACCUGCUGCAGUGCACCAUGAACGACGUCCUGGCCGAGGAAAUCCACAAGACCAAAAGCGAGGAGGAUUACAUGACCAACACCUUCCUCGUCAUGCAGAGGAAACUUGGCACCGCCGGACAGAAACUCGGCGGCUCUGCGGCUCUGUGCCACAUCCGCCACGACCCCACGGACCCCGGCGGCUGCUUCAUCCUCACCGCCGCCAACGUCGGAAAGUGCCAGGCCAUCUUGUGCCGGGACGGGAAGCCCAUGUCCCUGUCGCUGCUGCACAACGUGGGCCUGGAGGAGGAAUACCGUCGGAUCAGGCAGCACAGAGCCAUCGUCACUGAGGACAACAAGGUGAAUGGAGUGACGGACUCAACAAGAAUCAUGGGCUACUCCUUCCUGUACCCCUCGGUCAUUCCUUGCCCCUAUGUCCAGACGGUGACCCUCACCCCUCAGGAUGAGUUCUUCAUCCUGGGUAGCCACGGGCUGUGGGACGCUGUGUCUCCCACGGAGGCAGUGGAGGCGGUCCGGAACGUCCCCGACGGCCUCGCUGCCGCUAAAAAGCUUUGCACUCUGGCUCAAGGCUACGGCUGCACGGACAGCCUGAGCGCGGUGGUGGUGCAGCUCAGCGUCAGCGAAGACUGCUGCUCCUGCUGCUGCUCCGAGCCCCCGCAGCCUCCCCCCAGCCCCGGCCUGGGGCCCUACCCUCCGUCCUCCUCCGCCAUCAAGGACCGGCCCUCGGACGGCUCCCUGCCCGUCCCGCCCUCUUCCUGCAGCGAGAUCAGCAGCGAGAUCAGCACCAGCGAGAUGAGCAGCGAGGUGGGCUCCACGGCCUCGUCCGACGAGCCUCCGCAGAGCUCCUUCGUGCUGCUGCAGGACCAGCCCCACCACCCGCAGCUCCACCUGCACCACCAGGCCCACCUGCUGUCCCUGCAGCACCAGCCGCCCCACGCGGGGCCCGCGCCCUGCCAGUACCUGCUGCCGGGGGCGGAGCUUCCCUCCGCCGCACGCAGCUGCUGCGCGCUCCACCCGGCCUGCCUGAGCGGCUCCUUCCAGAGGCAGCUGUCCAGCGCCACCUUCUCCAGCGCCCUGUCCGACAACGGGCUGGACAGCGAGGACGAAGAGCCCAUCGCGGGGGUCUUCCUCAACGGGAGCCGGGUGGAGGUGGAGGCCGACGUCCACUGCCUCAGGGCGGAGCUGUCGCAGCUACCGUCGCCCCACGCCCUCACGGCGCCGUCGUCCAGCCAGGAACGCGCCGCGCUCCCUCUCCCGCCACCCCCUCCGCCGCCGUGCACCCCCGAGCCGCUGGAGGAAGGAGGGGACCCGAGCCAGGCGGAGGCGGAGAACGGGCUAGAGAGAGACGAGUCGUGGCCGGGCGGGGGGGGAGCAGGAGCCGGGGACGGCGGGAGGCUGCCGGGAAAGUGGAGGCUCAACGGCUCAGUGGCGCGUCAGGAGAAGAGCCACAACCUCAUCGAGGUGGCGGCCGACGCCCCCUCCAAGAAGUCGGGGGGCUACUUCACGGCUCCGGCGCAGCCCGACCCGGACGACCAGUUCAUCAUCCCGCCCGAGCUGGAGGAGGAGGUGAAGGAGAUCAUGAAGCAGCAUCAGCAGAAACAGCAGAAACCGGCUGGGACGGAUCAGCCCACCGACUACUACGACACCCCGCUCUAAGCGGACGCACCGCCUCUAACCCAGAAACCAGGGAGACCCCCAGUGGGUUCCGCCGGGGGAGAAAGAUUUCAGAGCGGGCUUCUCCAACGCCGCGAGGAGGCGCAGCCACCGCAGCACUCACAGUGAAACAAGCAAACGAGCCCUUUAAUGAUCCUCCACCUCCUCCCAUCCCAUCGCCCGAGGACACAGAUUCCCGCAGACCGAAUGGCGUUGUGUUUUCUCCCCGUACAUAAUCAACACUAGUCUGUGCGCCGCAGAGUUGGCUCCUCACAGUACUUCAUAUGGACGAAUAUCCAACAGUUUAUUUUCUGUUUUGUAAGAACUUAAAUUAUCUUUCAACGUGAACGCAGCAGAGUUUCUAAGAUGAACCUUUUGAAAAACAGAGACUGUCUUUUUAUUAUCGAUCGACCUUUUGGUGAAUCAGACGCCAUUAACACCACACCUAGCUGUUGUAGAUAAAGGCACUUCAGAAUACUGUAUUUCUUCAGUGAAUCACAGCUCUUGGCCUGUAAAAUGACAUAGAGAUUUUUUUGUAGAAAAUUUCCAAUACUAACUCCUAGGAGUUGCAUAAUCUUUAUGGUGACUCAGUCACUUUUUUACUAAUCUUCUCUGAGAGAAAUGGUGAUUCUUUUUUUUUUCUUUUUUUUUUUUUUUCUUUUUUCAAUGAUUGUAAAUAAGAGAAACGUUGUAUACCGAUGCUUUUAAAGGAACUGCGCACCUGUAUGUCGGUGAAGGUUUUUAGCUGCGGGGAGGACGUGUUUGCUGUUAUGGAGGCGAGUCCCCAUUUACCCCACAGUGUAAACCCACAAAUACAACUUAAAAUUCACGCACACACACACACACACACACAAAUGUAAAUGUGCAAUUACAGGAUGGAAACUAACAUUACAUACGAUAUUUAUACACUAAGUCGCAAUGGUUUGCUCCACUUUGUUCAAUUGUGAUGUCCCGUAGUCAUCACCGUAUCUACUAAACACUAAUAGAUCUUUGCAUGCACACACAAACAAACAAACAGACACUCACAAAGACGUCCACACACACUCACACACACAGAUACUCACAGGCAAUUAGUCCCACCUCCCUCCUACAGUAACUGUUAUCACCGGCAUGACUGUGUCUAGUUCAGUAACACCAACAAGUAUAGCCACAUGGAAAAGAGACACUACAGAUGUUCCUGUCUUUGGUAUAAUAAAUUUUAAAUUUGUGAAUAUAA
This is a messenger RNA of Fundulus heteroclitus (mummichog), 6502 nucleotides long. It is a transcript of the gene phlpp1, whose product is annotated as PH domain and leucine rich repeat protein phosphatase 1. Gene Ontology annotation, molecular function: protein binding. The record is from RefSeq and is a predicted model, not a curated record. The transcript has 17 exons. NCBI's taxonomy places the organism in Eukaryota, Metazoa, Chordata, Actinopteri, Cyprinodontiformes, Fundulidae. Bases 1 to 5289 code for a protein of 1762 amino acids.